Messenger RNA from Diuraphis noxia (Russian wheat aphid), 3435 nucleotides. RefSeq names its product putative peptidase C1-like protein F26E4.3. Gene Ontology annotation, biological process: proteolysis. The record is from RefSeq and is a predicted model, not a curated record. Lineage: Eukaryota; Metazoa; Arthropoda; Insecta; Hemiptera; Aphididae. Gene Ontology annotation, molecular function: cysteine-type peptidase activity.
UAUCGUCGAUGUUGGUAAGUCUAAAAUCAACACUAUGAUAACGAGCAGAACGUAUAAUUACAAAUUUUUCGACGGACGUUAUAUUAUGCUAUUUUAAAAAUAAUUUUGUUCAUGAUUCAGAGAAUAGAUACCCUCAUAGAGUAUUAUUUAGAAAUAUAUAUUUUGCAGCAUGUGGAAUCGAUGGACGUUUCACUUUGAGUAUAAUAUGAAGGAGAGUCACCAGAAUUGCAGUCAGCUGACCGUAGUGGUUGCUGCAGCAGCGAUGGUAACGUUGGCAAGCACCCUGAAAAUCGUGGCGGCCAACGAAGGCAUCGCAGACGACUUAGCCGGAGAUUAUUGCGCAAAAGUUGGAUGUUGUACUGAGAGGCGGGACGAGGGUUGUUCUGCGCCAAUAUUGGGCACGAUGUGCUAUUGCGACGAUUUCUGUUACUUUAACCGCACCGGGUCCAAUGACUGUUGUCCGGACUUUAUGUCGUUCUGCAAAGGCGUCGAAUCACCUCCGCCGGAACCACUGCUAAACAACCCCAAACCAAAAUAUACUGAAAAACCGAAUUGUAAUCACGGAGAAGUGGUGAAUAUAAACUGCAAUGAAUGCCGAUGUCGAAAAACCAAUGAAAACCCGACGCUGAUAUGUAACCAUAAUGAAUGUCUUAUCGAUCCUUCACUCUUGGACGUGAUUAAAAACCAAAGUCGUCAACUAGGGUGGUCUGCCAAAAAUUACAGUGAAUUUUGGGGUAAGACGUAUGACGAUGGACUUAAGUGGCGGCUAGGUACACUGCAAUCACCGGAAAAGUCAUCUUUCGAUCUCCGCAAAGUUUUUGGUGAUAAUAUUACCGAUCCUGUCGAUCAGGGUUGGUGUGGUGCGUCCUGGGCUAUUAGUACUGCUCAAGUGGCCACCGACCGUUUUGUUAUAAUGACAAAAGGACUGAUGGGCGACGCGCUGUCACCGAAACACCUGUUGUCCUGUAACAAUCUUGACCUACAACGAGGAUGCCAAGGCGGCCAUUUAACCAGUGCUUGGAAUUGGAUUAGGAAAUUUGGACUUGUCACAGAAGAAUGUUAUCCGUGGGAUGGUAGGGCGACAGGUUGUGCGGUGUCUAAUCAAAGGAAUAACAAUAACUUGAUCGUGUCAUGUCCACGUUCGGCCAAAACUGCGCAACUCAGACGAGUUGGUCUGAUGUACAGGGUGGCCACAGAAGAGGGUAUUAUGUAUGAGAUCAUGAAUUGGGGAUCAGUUCAAGCCAUGAUAAAAGUGUCCAAAGAAUUUUUCAUGUACGAAUCGGGAGUAUACAAGUGUUCAAAGUUGGCUUCAGGAUCGAGAACAGGAUACCAUGCUGUAAGGAUUGUUGGUUGGGGUGAAGAACAACAGAAUGGAAAAACAGUCAAAUAUUGGAUCGUUGCAAAUUCAUGGGGACUUUGGUGGGGUGAAAAUGGGUACUUCAGGAUACUGAAAGGAACCAACGAGUGUCAGAUUGAAGACUUUGUUGUAGCCGCGAUGGCAGACAUCGGGAAUUUCUGUAACGUUGCGGAUUGGCCAUUCAGAGAAAACGCUUCAUACACAUUAAAUGGCACCAAAAUCGAUAUUYCUUAAGAAUAAAUUUAUACAUAAAAAGUAGUUCAAUAAAUUCAUAAAGYAGGAAAAAUGGAACAAUGGAAUAACAAUUAUUCAUAAUAUUAUAUUAUCGAAAURUAUAUCUUAUUUUUCUGCAACUUCGCCUUCCUCUUAAAUAUUUGGGGUCGGCUAUCUUUGUCUUACAUCUCCACUUUUUUCAAUUUUCUACAUUCUCUAUGCACACACAUCAUUCUCAAUAGUAUCUAMCCAUCUAUUUAUUGGUCUUCUUCUUCCUCUUUACCUUUUAAUGUUCAUUUUCAUAACUACUAUUAUACCGUCUUGUUUCCUCUUGCCUCAUUACAUACUCAAACCAUCUCAAUCUAUUUUUUMUCAUCUUGUCCAGUUUCGACGCUACACCAUUACUACUUCUAACGCAGUGGUCCCCAAUACGCGGCCCUUAAACAAAUUUAAUGGGGCCAGCACUAAAAUUAUAAAAUUAAAUUAUACAUUCUAAAAUCUAAAAUCCCAAGUCCAAUCCAAUUCCAAGAAAAAACGUUUGUGUCAUUCAUGAACUUUUCCUACAAUACCCUUUCUUAACAAAAUAUUCUGUCUCAUUUUAUUAUUAUUAUUUAUUGUUUUUACUAUAGUUUUUUUCAACCAAGCCAACCAAUCCCUCUUAUGUACCCCUCUAUCUAUUGUGCUUAUUAUACAAAUAUUUUAUAAAGAUUGUACUAAUUAAAAUAAGUAUGACAAAAAUAAAAAAUAUGUAAGCGGCUCGCAAGUGAUUUUCAAAAAUUAUAUUAGCCUAACUUUUUUAAAAUUUAGCUUUCAGCCUCAUAGGAAUUCUCUUAUCACAUAAGACGCCUGAUAUUUUUCUCCAUUUCACCCACCCACCACGUUUCUUUGUUUUCUGGUAAACUAUUUUUGAUUUCACCAACAACCAUUUUUGUUUUUUGCUAUAUUCAUGUAUACCUUUUUAACGGGACGCAACUAAGGUGACCCGAUAUUUUCAACACAAGUGGGCCAUCCUUCCAUUUCCAAAUCUCAUUUAUAUCUCUCUCAACAUUUCACCCAGCUUUUUAUUUUACUUUCUUUGUAAAUGUUUUUUUCUUUAUUUAGUAUUGAUUUCCACCACCUAAUUCUGCUCUCCUUUUCGGUCUUCUUUUUUAAAAUUUAAUACACUCACUCUCUUUCCACUACACCAUACUUUCAUUAUCAUCAAUCUAUACUGUGUUAAUACACUCUMUCUAAGAAUUAUUUUACAAUCUUUUAAUAUUUUUAUAUCACCACAUAAAAUAAKCUAUUUCUUAUAUGAUGUUCUUUUUUUCUAAAAUACGUAUUGAUUAUUGCAAUAUCACACGAUGCUGCAAAAUACAAAACUUUUUCUCCAGCCUAAUUUAUCUUGCUAAAACCAYGAUUUUUCAUACUCUACCCUAUCACUAUUUACAUGUCCAUUCAUAUCACCACCAAUCACAGCAUCAUCAUCACCUGGUAUUCCUUGCAUCAUCUCAUCCACCUCUCGCCAAAACUCUUCMUUUUCUAUUUCUUCACAUCCUACUUAUAUAUAUUAUAUAAUAAUUCCAUCACAUUUUCUCCUUACGUUGACUAUCUUUAGUUUUCAUCUCUUCGUCCAAUAUUAAUCCAACACUAUUUUUAGUACUAGUCCURCUUGAAUAUAUUAUCUUAAAGUUGCGCUUUAUUCCGUGUCUUCUGUUUCCCGAAAACAUAAAGACAAUUUUUUUUAACCAUUUUCUGUUUAUUAUCAGUGUUGCUGAAUUAUCAUGCGAAUUUGAACUAAAUUUUUAACGUUCAUUCUAUAUUUAUUACUAUUUUUAACACCAGAGUAUAAAUAACUCUAAAUAAACGACUGUAUGUAACUUUUA